UAAACAACGUAUUUAUCAUAUGAUUUAAUUUAUUAGGAGAACAUUUGCAUUAUGAAUCUUGGUAUUCUAUUUUGAUUGGAUGACGGUAAUUGGAUGGGUUAGAUUGAGUUUGGGUUUGGAUAAUUUUAGUUUCGGUCAUUUCAAAUUUGACUCAAUUCAGGUUUGCUUUUUCGGGAUUUGAGUCACUUCAGAAUAGUUGAGUUUAAAAAUUUUUAUCAUUUCGGGAUAGGUUUUUGUCUCUUGAAUUUAAAUCAUUUUAGAUUUUGAUUAAUUUGGAUUUAGAUUCUUGAUUUUUCUUUAUUAAAUCGAAUGGGAUGGGGGUUUGAGUUCGGGUUACUUUCUAGAUCUAGUGUGGUGUUAUCGAGCAUUCUCAUGGUUGAUGUGGUUGAAAAGAUAUGCAGAUUUAAUGCGGAGGAAGAUUAAUAUAUUUUUGUUUUCAUGGCAUUAAAGUUUUUGGCUUCAGUUCAUUGGUUUCCCAUAGAAGCGUAAAUAAAUCAAAUAUAAACAAAUUUUAUUAUGUUUGUAAUUUAUUCAUUUAAGUAAUAAAUUAUAAAAUAUUAUUCAUGGUCAUUCGUCAAGUUUAGUAAGUUAACAUAACAAACAGGAACCGGGUUUGUUCACGAAUUAUUUCUUGAAUUUUUUUAUUUUAAAUCUAAUAAUUUGUGUUUUUUUUUUGUUUAUUUCAUGUAAAACAGGAAAAAUAGUGUCAUAAUUUUUAUGGACUUGUUGGACACCAUGUUUUUUGCUUUUUAACAAUUUAUUUAUAAUUUUUAUAUUAUAUGUUUUUGUAUUUUUUCAUUUUGUUUUUAUAUUAUAUUAUUUUAUAAUAUUUAAAUCAUCAGGUCUAGUUUACUUAUAUCCUUAAAUGUGAUUAUUUUAAAUUUAAAUUGUCAAAUUUUAAAAUCAAAUCAAUUUAAUUUUGCAUUAUUUCAAGAUAAAUUAUUGCAUUAUAAUAUCAAACUAAUUUAAUCAGUUUAAGAUUAUAGUUUCUGAUUUUUAUUGAUCAAAUUGAGUUAAAUUGAAUUCAAAUUAAAGCCAGUUCUAUCAGUUUUUACGUGGCGUUAAUAGGACAUCCUGUUGGUUUGAUGUGGGUGAAAAGAUGUGCAGAUUAAGCGCGGAGGAAGAUUAGCAGGCGUUGAUUUUCAUGGCAUUGACCCAACAAUGUAACCAUUUCAAGUGUUUAUAUAUAAUAAUGCUAUUGGCUUCUGCUCACUUGAGAUAAGCUUCCCGAGAGUUCCCCAUCUCAAACAAGGGAAUCUCAUGGCUUCAACAAUGAACAAAGUUUUGAAGAUCUUGAUUGCAAUAAUUCAGCCAAUAAUAAUAAAAAAAAAAUUGAAAAUCUCUUAAACUUGCUUUUGAAACUCUUGUUAGAUUUGCCUGUGCCUGGUAUGUUCGAAAAAGCUCUACGCUUAUCUUCCAAAAAAAUGAAAAAGAAAAAAUAUGCUUGCCCAUUCCUAAUCAAGUGUCGUUGUCUUGGAAAUGUGCUACUUGGUGCGUUGAAUGAAGUGAAGUGUAUCUUUCAUCACAGAUUCUUUUUCUGACAAUCAGGCCUCCCGUCCCAUACUCUUGGAUCCAGCUAUUGGCCUUUUGCUUCUUUUGGGUAAGAGCAUCGAUUUUAACCAAAACAAAAUCCCACGUACAUAUACGUUAUUAUUAUUUUAUUUGAGACAAAUAUAAAAUAUAAUUAUUAAAUUUAUAUUUAACUCUAAAAAAUUCUGCAAUAAACAGGGCUAAAAAACUUAGAAGUUCUUAAAAGAAAUUUAACACUUUAUACCUUUGAAUUAAGAUGGAAAAUAGGGAAAUAAAGAAAAAAAAAAAAAACAUGGCAUGUGAUUAUCUUUUGACUUCACCGAACAAGUCCAACCUGUAAACUUUUCAGCAGCUGAUUAUAACAUAAAGCUGCAAAACCAAUGAGAUUGUGCCACACUACCAUACUUGAAAUUACCGACAUCAAAAGAGAAAGUAGACCAAAUCAAAGAUAAACAAAUUCAACAUUCAAGGCCUAAUCUAAUUUUGCUUACAAAUCCACCCCCCUUUGCCAAAAAAAGGGGGUUGGCUGGCCAUCCACGUAUCACCAUCAACAAAAUCUGGUGAAUGGAAAAAUAUAAAAGAUUCUUAACACCUUGAUAGAAUGCUAGAAUUUUAUAAUGCACCAAACUUGAAUUUACUUUGACUAGUGCAUAUAAUAAUACUUAAAUACUUAAAUAUUUUCCAACAAAAAACAAAAUCGACAUCUAGAUUUUUUUAGAACCCCCAACCCUUUUCCCUAUCUCUCCAACGUAAACGUAUUUUCAGGUGCAAUUCUACAAACCUCCGAGAUUCUGUAACCGUUCAUUAAAAAGAAUUGUUUAUAUUGACGUCAUCCUCAUUUUCAAAGUCCCAGAGAAAAAGACAAAAAAAACAAAGAAAGAAAAGUUAUUUAUUCCUUUGAAAUCGCUAAAUCGGUGUAAAUCAAUUUAAAAAAACAUGUAUUAGACAAAAUUUAAGAAACCCAAGUAGAAUGCUACUUUCCUUCUGACAAAAAAAUUGGGUUGUGAAGAUUAGCAAUACUCUAAAAUUCACUCAAAAGGCUACAACGCAACUUCUAGCAAUUGAAGUAGCAGAAUUUUCUGAUCUAAACCACAAUUUUAUUGGGAACUAAACAGCAAAAUAUCUCAGUUCUUUUAGAAUCUUCUGUGUCAGAAAUUACAAAAAUUCAGAUCCAUUUUUGCUUUGUAAAUCAAGAAAAAUAAAUAAAUGAAUGCUAUUCGUUGCAUAUAUAAGCUGUUUGAGUCUUGACCUUCAAAAAUCUUUGCCUCUGUACUCUGAAAAGAUAUGGUAACACAACCCAAGACAAACGACUUUCCUAAAGGAGUAAUCUGUGGGGGAGAGAGCAAAAUAUCUCAUUGCCACUCCAUUCUGGUUUCUUUUUUCAUCAUCAGUCUCCAGACCAACCAAAAGGAAAAGAAAUGAGUGAAAAUAUAAAGAAAUAGGUAACAAUUUUUUAUUAUGACUUUAUAUAAAAUAAUGACAUCCAUGUUCACAUCUCUCCGGUUUCUCAAUUCUUCCAUGUUUUUCCUACUUCUCGAUCUUCCUAAGCCGGUGAACUUUUGGCUCCACUCAUAAUCUGAAUUAAUUCAAUCUCACCUCUAUACUUUUUUUUCCUUAACCUGCAUUCAAGAACCAGUUUUGAAGGCUCUUUCGAUCACCGAAACAAUAAAACUAAUUCAAUCUGAUAUACAACGAAACAAUAAAACUAACCCAGAUCAAAUUUUUAUUUGUUUUUGUUCCCUGGUGGGUAAGCAAAGAUGAAUCCCUAUGGAAGAGUUAAAGAAGAGUUUACAGGAGCAAGCUCAUCAUGUCCUGAUAUGCCUUCUAUGGGUACCCCUCAGCCAAUGGAAGGACUCCAUGAUGCAGGUUCUCCUCCUUUCCUCACAAAAACUUAUGAUAUUAUUGAUGAUUCAAGCACCAAUCACAUCAUCUCUUGGAGUAAAGGCAACAAUAGUUUGAUUGUAUGGGAUCCCCAGGCAUUUUCCAUAAGCCUUUUGCCUAGAUACUUCAAGCACAACAAUUUCUCAAGCUUUGUCAGGCAGCUCAAUACCUAUGGGUUUAGAAAGGUUGAUCCAGAUAGAUGGGAGUUUGCUAAUGAAAGCUUUCUUAGAGGGCAAAGGCAUCUGUUAAAGAAUAUUAGGAGGAGAAAGACACAUCAACCUCAGGCUUCACAGUAUGCUCUAGAUCCUUGUGUUGAAGUUGGGAGGUUUGGACUUGAUGGUGAGGUUGAUAGGUUAAGGCGUGACAAGCAGGUUUUAAUGGUGGAAUUGUUGAAACUUAGACAGCAGCAGCAGAACACUAAUACUUACCUGCAAGCGAUGGAAGAAAGACUAAGGAAGACAGAGAUGAAACAACAACAAAUAAUGAGUUUCUUGGCCAAAGCAAUGCAAAAUCCAAGCUUGCUUCAGAAACUAGUCCAACAGAAAGAUAUGAGAAAAGAACUUGAGGAAGCAAUCACCAAGAAGAGAAGGCGGCGGAUCGAUCAAAGGUCUAGCAGCAGUACUGUUGAAACUAGUGAAUUAAGCCAGGAUGUGGGAGGAGGAACUUUUGUCAAGGCUGAACCUGAGGACUAUGAUAUUGCUGAGUUUGAAGUUUCAGAGCUAGACAAACUUGUUAUGGACUUGCAGGGACUGACUGGGAGCCAAAACAACAUAGAACUUGAGCAUGUAGAGGAAAGAGAAGAACAUGGAAGUAAAGAUAAAAACCUUGAUGAGGGGUUUUGGGAUGAUUUAUUGAAUGAUGAUAUUGAACAAGAAAUAUCUGUUCCGGAUGUUGAAGAUGAAGAUGAGGAAAAUGUAGAUGUUUUAGUUGAGCAGCUGGGCUACUUGGGUUCUAGUCCCAAGUAGAGAAGAAGCUAAGCUCGUUUAGUUUCUUAUAUAACUUCGAUGAGGUAAAAACCAGCUCCCCCGAUAUGAUAAAACCGUUUCAUUACUGGUUUCUUUAUAUUUGAUGGCGGCCUGAAGGGUCACAGUGAUGCCAAAACCAAGUAAAACCUUCAGGUUUUUUCUUGAAUAAUCUUGACAUUGACAAAAAGAAUUAAUGCUUGUAGAUUUACAUUGAAUUAAGAAUGCAUUGAUUAUAAAAAAUCAGCAACACUCAACCAAUGUGCAAUAGCAAUAUUAGCUUGUUUUAUCCGCAUAUGGUUGGUUUAAGUGGCUAAUAGAAUGUCUUUUCUUCGUUACAUGGGUUGGAGAGAUCCUGAAAAAAUAAUUUCUCAUGAAUUCAUUAGGUUGAUGUAAAUAAACCGGCCUAAAGGGAAAAUGUAUUG
Molecule: messenger RNA, 4798 nt
Organism: Durio zibethinus
Lineage: Eukaryota; Viridiplantae; Streptophyta; Magnoliopsida; Malvales; Malvaceae
Product: heat stress transcription factor A-6b-like
Biological process (GO): regulation of transcription by RNA polymerase II; cellular response to heat
Cellular component (GO): nucleus
Molecular function (GO): DNA-binding transcription factor activity; RNA polymerase II cis-regulatory region sequence-specific DNA binding
Source: RefSeq, a predicted model, not a curated record